UACAAAUGGAGAAGCCGGGGGACCUAAUUGAGAUAGACAGAGUUAAUUAUCAGCACUGGGCAUUGUACAUAGGAGAUGGAUACGUUAUUCACCUCACAACAGAUGGUGAUUCUGCUAGUAAGGGUGCAGCCAUUGGUGGAUCAUCUGCCUCCAUCUUUGCUAUUGUGAAGAAACAGGAACUCUCGGAUGUAGCAGCUGCUGACAUAUGGAGAGUAAACAACAGCCUGGAUAAAAAGUGGAUGCCACAGCCCCCUGAUGUUAUCUUGAAAAUUGCACAGCAACUAGUUGGCAAGAAGAUACAAUAUCGUCUCCUCAACUACAACUGUGAGCAUUUUGUUACCAAUAUCCGCUAUGGCAAACCAGAAUCAAGGCAGGCUAAGAAAGCAAAGCAAGUAGUAGAGGGCUCAGGUUUAAUUCUAACUGGUGUGCUGGGCACUAUUGCUCUGGCACUUGUUAGCGUUUUCGCUCCACGCACCUCCUAAUCAAGGAUAACAAGUACAAUAACGCCCUGUAUGUAAUCUCACAAACUGCAACCUUUCAUCAGCAUCUCCAAUUCUAGGGAGUUUUUCCUCACCCCUGUUACCCAU
This is a messenger RNA of Alosa sapidissima (American shad), 587 nucleotides long. RefSeq names its product phospholipase A and acyltransferase 3-like. Gene Ontology annotation, molecular function: glycerophospholipid phospholipase A1 activity; A2-type glycerophospholipase activity. Gene Ontology annotation, biological process: N-acylphosphatidylethanolamine metabolic process. The coding region runs from base 6 to 482 and encodes 158 amino acids. Gene Ontology annotation, cellular component: cytoplasm. The transcript is spliced from 5 exons. Lineage: Eukaryota; Metazoa; Chordata; Actinopteri; Clupeiformes; Clupeidae. The record is from RefSeq and is a predicted model, not a curated record.